AUGACUUCCCACGAAAUGAACCAGGCCGAUUACAAGGUCGUCUCCGAAUUACCCGGGAAUGACAGUUGUGUUGAUUGCGGAGCGAAACAUCCAGAAUGGGGUUCCAUAUCCUUUGGCAUCCUCUUUUGUGCUUCCUGCAGUGGAGGUCAUCGUGGCCUUGGAACUCACAUUUCCAGAGUCAGAUCCAUCAAAAUGGACUCGUGGACCGACGCUCAAGUGGAACGGAUGAAACGAGGAGGCAACCAUCAAUGCCAGGAAUUUCUCAAGAGCCACGCAAUGGACUUUGACAGGAAAUCCAUUCGCGAUCGCUACGAUUCUCCGGCCGCCGACUUGUACAAAUCCGUCUUGGAUGCUCGCAUUGCGGGCACACCCGAACCCACCGAGCUGCCGGUCCGUUCCAGGCCCACACCACCCAACAACAGUGCUACGGGAGGAGGAGGAGUCAAGAGGAAAAUGGAAGGAUUUGGGAGCAGUCCCCCUCCGCAACAAAGACAUGACGGGAAAGGGAUGAAAAUUGGAGCGUUGUUGGCCAAGAUUUUUUGUUGCUUUCGUUGCUGUUUUGAGCCCGAACGACAAAUUGAAGGCGGGGUGGUGGGACCUUAG
Seminavis robusta is the source of this 603-nucleotide messenger RNA. The record is from the annotation of a GenBank genome assembly. NCBI's taxonomy places the organism in Eukaryota, Bacillariophyta, Bacillariophyceae, Naviculales, Naviculaceae.